This is a messenger RNA of Schistosoma margrebowiei, 1739 nucleotides long. The record is from the annotation of a GenBank genome assembly. NCBI's taxonomy places the organism in Eukaryota, Metazoa, Platyhelminthes, Trematoda, Strigeidida, Schistosomatidae.
AAAUUUGAUCAACAUUCCGAAGUGAUCUGUGAUGAUUUUACAAAAUCUUGAUUUGAUAUUUUGUUGAUUCAUAACUACAUUGAAGUGUUACAUUUGGUUGUAGGCGGAAACAAAGUGGGUGAAAUAAUAAAUGUGAUAUUAUCAUACCACUGUAACUCAAAGUUCACUAUUUUAGUUUAGUAUAUAUGAAACAAUGAUUAUAUGAUGAUUGUUGUAUUCGAAGGAGUACAUUCACAAGUGUUCUUUAGAUAUGCUUACGUCUGUGUUGUGUAUCGCUUCACUGGUAACUCUUCUCGAUGCUCAUAUCUCAAUAAAGAAAGAAAGAUUUGAACCAUUGUCAGAUGACAUCAUCUCGUAUAUCAAUCAACAUCCAAAUGCUGAAUGGAAAGCUGAAAAAAGCAAACGUUUCCACUCACUGGAUGACGCACGCAUUCUGAUGGGUGCAAGAAGAGAGGAACCAGAAUUAAGAAAGAAGAGACGUCCCACAGUUGACCAUAAUGAUUGGAAUGUUGAAAUUCCAUCAAGUUUCGAUUCAAGGAAGAAAUGGCCUCGUUGCAAAAGUAUAGCGACCAUUCAUGAUCAAUCACGAUGUGGAUCAUCUUGGGUGAGUUCUAAUGAUCGCAGUAUUUGAAAAAUGUUUACUAUGUUGGCAUGAGUAUGAAUAUUUUACACGUCAGUGAGUUUGUAGGAGAUCUCACCAAACGUCAAACAGUAUCAGAGUCAGAUUAUCUAGAGAAAUUGUUUUUUUGAAUGCUAAAUGACAUCACAUAGGUCAAUUUGGAGUAUCACAUCUGUGAAUAUAUGUCCGGUGAUUAAAAUAACUAACGAAACAGAUCAUAUUGAACUCAAAUGGCUAGUAAUUUUCGACCAGUCAUUACAUUACAAAACUCAAAACGUCUUUGUGUUGUCAUUUCUUUUCUCCAGGCUAUCGAAGCUGUCGAUGCCAUGAGUGAUCGAAUCUGCAUACAGUCACGUGGCAGACAAUCUGUGGAACUAAGCGCUGUGGAUCUAGUGAGCUGUUGCGUACGUUGUGGACGUGGUUGUGGUGGUGGAUUUCCUGGUCCUGCUUGGGAUUAUUGGGUAAAGGAAGGUAUUGUUACUGGAAGUUCCAAAGAGAAUCACACAGGCUGUCAACCAUAUCCAUUCCCAAAAUGUGAGCAUCAUGCCAAAGGAAAGUAUCCUGCAUGUGGUGAAAAAAUGUACAAGGCUCCUCGUUGUAAACAAACUUGUCAGAAAAGUUACAAAAUCCCAUACGCUCAAGACAAGCAUCGGGGUAAAUUGUCCUACAAUGUUGCUGAUAAUGAAUUGUCUAUUCAAAAGGAAAUCAUGAAGUAUGGACCAGUAGAAGCAAGCUUCCGCGUUUAUACAGAUUUUCUCAAUUACAAAUCUGGGAUCUAUAAACAUCUUACUGGGGAACCAGUUGGUGGGCACGCCGUACGCAUAAUCGGAUGGGGUGUGGAAAAGAAGACUCCUUAUUGGUUGGUCGCGAAUUCGUGGAAUGAAGAUUGGGGUGAAAAUGGAUAUUUCAAAAUACUACGUGGUCAUAAUGAAUGUGACAUAGAAUCUUACGUAAUAGCUGGCCGUGCUAACUAAUUACACAAUCUUUAAACAUUAUCAUAAAAUGUUACUUAGAGUUAAUUAAGUCAUUAGAAAUGUAUAUUGAAUAAUUUUUAGGAACGUUCCAUAUUCAUAUUAUUGUUUCAUUCAUUUCAUAUUAUAAAUAAACUGUGGCGGACUCU